Molecule: messenger RNA, 1660 nt
Organism: Durio zibethinus
Lineage: Eukaryota; Viridiplantae; Streptophyta; Magnoliopsida; Malvales; Malvaceae
Source: RefSeq, a predicted model, not a curated record
AUAAAUCAUAAUUCUAACAAUGAUUACAAGUAAAGACCACCAAUGCAAUGCAGCAACUUCAAAUCAAUAUAGUUACAGGGAUGGCACUUUAGUAAAUUGGGGUCCAAAGCAAGACAGGCUCUAUCUAGAAAUAUGCUUGGUAUGACCAAUUCUGGUGGUGGUGGUGGUGAUGGUACCUACAAGCUUCUCACAAGCAACUUCGAGGAAGGAGGACAAUUUUCACUGACAGAAAAAGCCACAACUUAAAGGAAACAAUUGCCAGCAGAGAUAACCUGCUCAAACAACUUCAUUUUUUUAUCCGCACCUUUAAUUUGUUCUCAUCAGCACUCUUUCCUCGAACGUUUCUUCCCUUCUCCCCCCUUAGCUUUAUUCUCUUUUCAUCACAUAUAAAUACCCCCCAACCUAUUCCACUUCUGUUGUACCAAGCUGAUUUCCAUUUCAUCAAAUCAUAAAAAAACAAAUAGCUUCUUUUUACGUUUAAUAAAAAUGGCAGCUCAAAACAGUGUAGUGUUCGAAGAUUUUUUCCCUGCCAUGGUUGAGAAAUUGGGUGCUGAAGGUUUUAUGAAGGAGCUGUGUAACGGGUUUCAGUUGCUUGUGGAUGGAGACAAGGGAGUGAUCACUUUUGAGAGCUUGAAGAGGAACUCGGCAUUGCUUGGUUUGCAAGAUAUAAGUGAUGAGGAGGCGAUUUGCAUGUUGAGAGAAGGUGAUUUGGAUGGGGAUGGUGCUUUGAAUGAGAUGGAGUUUUGUACCCUCAUGCUUAGGUUGAGUCCUGAGUUGAUGAACACUUCAAGAAAAUUAUUGGUAGAAGCUAUUGUCAAUUUCUAGACCGUUUAUCACUAUGAAUUAAGAUUUUGUACCAUUAGAAGUACUUCAUUUCGCUUUUAUUUUCAUCAUUUUUGUCCCCAUCAUUCGCCUAUUAUAAGCAGUGUUUUCUGCAAUUUAGCAAGAGUCCUAGUAGUACACUUCAUUUUCUCCUAUGCGAAAUUAAGAGGCCCCGUAUAUUUAUCUUGCUUAAAACAUUGGACCAAUUUUGCGAUCACUGCACCCAACCAUUUUCCAAUAGGUAAUAAGAUGGAUCAAACUAGAUUGGCCCAAUUCCAAAAAUUUGUUUCCAAGCAACUUUUACUGAAACUGAAAGCGUUAUUCAGGUCCAAAGAUACUUGUCAUUACCUCUCCGAAAUUGUUGAUGAGAUGCUCAUAAUGUGGGCUAAACAAAAAUGUGGGUAACAAACUGGAGUUCUUAUUUCACUUUCCCAAAAAACAGCAGACAGCAACUGCACAGCAAUAGUUGUAUGCUUGAAUCUCAUUUAAAACGAACAGGAAAGUUUUCUGCUUAGUUAUCUGAUUGUCUGACAGUCUGAAGAAUAUUUUCGUCAUGUCCAUUUCCAUUUCUUGUGCUUAGAUUAGCCUAUCUUAUUAUUACUAGUAGAAAUUAGAAACCCAAGCUGGAAAAAGAAUAUUGUUGUCAAUCUGCUAAGGCACAAAAGACAGCAAACAGAGACAAACACCUAAUGAUAGUGUGUCUGUCCAAACCUUAUUUUAACUUUGACAUUUCUAGUUCCAGGGCAACAAUUUGAAUUGAAAAAAGCGUAGCAUAUAUUUAGCUAAUUGCUAACCAUUGCAGACUUGCAGUUCCAAAAGUACCUUAAUCAACGCUCAU